CAUCGUUCUCCAUCGUUCUCCAUCAUUCUCCAUCGUUCUCCCUCCAUACUCCAUCAUUCUCCCUCCAUUCUCCAUCGUUCUCCAUCGUUCUCCAUCGUUCUCCACCUCAGAGAGGUGUGCAGUUCAAGGGGGCUGGGAAUUUGGAGCGUUCUUCUGCUGACUGCCUUUUCUUUGUCUCCAUGUCAGACGGAGGAGAUCAAGAAGCUGGGGAGCAGCGACCGGUCCAGCUUUGCUCAGAACGGCGUCUACAUUGGCGGGACGAGGUGCAGACUGAUCAGGGACCAGAUGGACAUGGACCCCGUCUACGCUCUGGACCUGAAGACCGCUGCUGAUGCUGAGGGCAACACUUUCAACGUCUGUGUGGGGAAGAGCGUAACAGCUAUAGUCAUAGUUAAGGGCACAAAAGACGCCAGCGGUGGACAGCUGUCCAGCAAGGCCUUCAGCGUAGUCAGCUACCUAAGGAAGUCCAACAUGUGAAUCCAACAUGGCCGCCGCCUCCCCCCUCCUCCAAAU
Molecule: messenger RNA, 513 nt
Organism: Cyprinodon tularosa
Lineage: Eukaryota; Metazoa; Chordata; Actinopteri; Cyprinodontiformes; Cyprinodontidae
Gene: pfn1
Product: profilin 1
Exons: 2
Biological process (GO): regulation of actin filament polymerization; positive regulation of actin filament bundle assembly; actin cytoskeleton organization
Cellular component (GO): cytoplasm
Molecular function (GO): actin binding
Source: RefSeq, a predicted model, not a curated record